Messenger RNA from Mugil cephalus (flathead mullet), 3729 nucleotides. RefSeq names its product synapsin IIa (gene syn2a). Gene Ontology annotation, biological process: neurotransmitter secretion. Lineage: Eukaryota; Metazoa; Chordata; Actinopteri; Mugiliformes; Mugilidae. Gene Ontology annotation, cellular component: synaptic vesicle; synaptic vesicle membrane. Gene Ontology annotation, molecular function: ATP binding. The transcript has 11 exons. The record is from RefSeq and is a predicted model, not a curated record. Bases 206 to 1612 code for a protein of 468 amino acids.
AUUGGCUGCGGGAGAGUGUAGCGUCACUGCCACUGAGGGGGAGCUUUGAGGAUGCUCCGCCAAACUGGGAGGGAAUACAGUCGCUGGGAGUUUGCACUGAAAGCUCAGCCAUUAUCAGUUGGACACUGAGAACAGGGACUCCUCUGCAGAAUCUGAUUCCACCCCCCGUGCUUGUUGACUCUUCUGCUCUCUGCCAGCCGCAGCCAUGAAUUAUCUGCGUCGGCGUCUCUCGGACAGCACGUUCAUCUCCAACCUGCCCAAUGGCUACAUGACGGACCUUCAGAGGCCUGACCCUGCUCAGCCUCCUCCACCUGCUUCCACCUCACCUGCCAAGUCUCCUACAUCUGGACCAACACCUCCUCCGGCCACUUCCCCCGCUCCAGAGCGGAAACCUCAGCAAUCCCAGUCGACAGGAGCGGGUUUCUUUAGUUCCAUCACCAACGUUGUUAAGCAGACAGCUGCCUCAGCAGGGUUAGUGGAGCAGACCCAAGUCACGACACCAAAGAAGUUUAAGAUUCUCCUGGUCAUUGAUGAGCCACAGCAGGAGUGGGCCAAAUUAUUCCGGGGAAAGAAAAUACUUGGGGAUUAUGACAUCAAAGUGGAACAGGCUGAAUUCAGUGAGAUCAACGUUGUGGCUCAUGCCAAUGGAACCUGCAACGUCAACAUGCAGGUUCUCAGAAAUGGUACCAAGGUCGUCAGGUCAUUCAAGCCGGACUUUGUCCUCAUCCGUCAGCAUGCCUUCAGCAUGACCCAGAAUGAAGAUUUUCGCAACAUGAUCAUCGGCCUGCAGUAUGGCGGUGUCCCGAGCAUCAACUCCCUCGAGUCCAUCUACAACCUGUGCGACAAGCCGUGGGUGUUUGCCCAACUCAUUAACACCUACAGGAAGUUGGGUGCUGACAAAUUUCCCUUGAUUGAGCAAACCUUUUACCCAAACUACAAGGAGAUGGUAAGCAUGCCAUCAUUUCCUGUUGUUGUGAAGAUUGGCCAUGCCCACUCCGGUAUUGGAAAGGUGAAGGUAGAAAACCACAGUAAGUUCCAGGACAUAGCCAGUGUCGUGGCUCUCACCCAGACCUACACCACCACAGAGCCUCUCAUUGACUCCAAGUAUGACAUCAGGAUCCAGAAGAUUGGCAAUGACUACAAAGCCUACAUGAGAACGUCUAUAUCUGGUAACUGGAAGACCAACACAGGCUCAGCUAUGCUCGAACAAGUGGCCAUGACCGAUAGGUACAAGCUGUGGGUGGACACCUGCUCCGAGAUUUUCGGGGGUCUGGAUAUCUGUGCAGUUAAAGCAAUUCACGGGAAAGAUGGCAAGGAUUACAUCACAGAGGUGGCGGGUUCGUCCAUGCCCCUGGUAGGUGAACACCAGGCCGAGGAUCGGCAGCUCAUCACUGACAUGGUGCUGGCAAAAAUGAACGAGUCUGCAGAAAAGGAAGCUAAUGCUCCACAGAGACCCACCACCAUACAGCCCACACAGGGAGCUGGCCAGAAGGGAGAGAUUACUGGUGAACCCACUAAGAAUGGUGCUGGUCGUCCACCUCAAGGUUGUCUGCAGUACAUUCUCGACUGUAAUGGCGUUGCAGUGGGUCCAAAACCAGUCCAGGCCAACUGAGUAAACGCAGGAGUAGAGGGGAAUUCUCAGAGUCUAGAUAAUGAUAGAGUACCUUAGCCGAACACAAACGCAGACGCUGAGUGUGGAUGCUGAUCACUAGAAUCAGAUGUUGGUGAUGUGAGCUUGGUACAGCUGAGUGCUGGCCUGGACUGUGUUUUUUUAACUCUAUGCAGUGUCAAAAUGUACUGUCUACUCGUUGACCUGUUGAUUUGUGUGCUUGUAUAGGUCACCUAUGUUUCAGUAGCUGUGGUUUUUUCUUUGGGGCUGUUGUUGAUGAUGUAAAAAGCGGACCGUGCCUACACUGAGUCCAGUGCUGCUCUGUGCAACCUGUUUGACCCAGCUAUGAAUAUUUUAUUUGCCCCCGAUCCCUGUUUUUUUUUUUUUUUUCCUUUUCUUUUGUUGUGUAUCUUUAAAUAUUGUUCAAACUGUGGACAAUCGUACAGUUUGAAGUUUGUGUAUAUCUCAAUAUGUAUACAGUAAGUGGGUGUGUAUGACUGUAGUGGUGAUUAUUUUCGUACUUACACUAAUAGAUAUUUAUUUUUCUUUUGCAUGAUUGAUACAAAGGCAGGUGCAAGUCAGUUAUAAAUGUCCGAUCAAGUGGGAUGUUCAUGUAACACCGCUGUUACAUCGCUGUCUGUAUUUAAGCUUCGUUCCUUGUGAUUCAUGCAUUGUGAAUCUGUCAGAAGAGAUGCAUAUAUAUAUAAGUUACAGCGUACACAUACAGUACACACAUUUUGCCUUUUUUUUAAGUGCAUUUUUCCAUCCACAAUGUCACAGUGUCAUCAGAAAAGAGAUUAUUUAGAGCAAUUUAAGAGUAGGAAGAAUUAAAAUUAGAUUUAUUAAAGAGUAUAUCACAUAGGUUGCUGUGCAGGGGGUCUGCGCGCACAACUUCAAUAUAUUUGUAUAAUUUUAAACCAAAGAAUAUAUUUACUUUCAAUCAGUCGUUGCACUCAAGUUACCACACAAUGUAAAUACCGGUGAGGAGACUGUUCAGCCUGCAGUUUGUCACUUGGAGUGUGUAAUUUCAUCAGACAGCAGUGCUCCAAGAUGACUUCAACGUGCCUGUUGUAAAUCACACACCGGUGAGCUGCUGCUGUAUUCAAAUCGUCGUUGUCCUUUUGUUUUCAGUUGUGUGCAAGCAGACAUCUCUGAUUAUGAAACGCUGUGUAAUGUGUGAUCUGCUACGAAAUGCCAGACAUAAAAUCCCCCCCACCCCCUGUGGCUCUCGCACUCUCAUGGAGGUGUUGCCAUGACAACAAUGCAAGUGCUCCAAGGUUUAGUGUGGACUACUGUUGUAGUCGUAGUGUGUCUUGUGUUACUGCCACCACUAAGAUACCUGUGAUUUGAAAGAAAGUGCAAUAUUAAUCGCGUUUCCUUUAAUUCAAUAAUGUAUUUAGUUUAAAAUCAGAUCUUCCAUUGAGUUGGUUCUAAAAGCUAUAUUCAUCCACACAUUGAAUCGUUUUAAAACAUUUCAAAGCAAUUUCUUAUUUAUUUUAUUUAUUUAUUUAUUUUUUACACACAAUUGUCCAAAUUACUGGUUGUUGUCCACUGGCUUUUGUGGAGGCCAUUUCAUAUAUCUAAUACCCUAAAUGGUGAAACAGCUAAAAAGCAACCAAAUCAACUGUAAAAAGAAAUCUGUACCGUUUUCCAACAACUUGUCCGUUACUAUAGUAUAAAGUGUGUCCAGCAAGCUCUGUGUGCAGUUCUUUUCUAAGUUAUAUAAAGUGCCAUUGUAUCUGUGAGCGUAUCCUUGUGCAAGCCAUGCCUGAGGCUUUAUGGACGUGUUGUUCUGUUUAAUAGGAAAUAUGCCAUGACAUUGAUUUUACAAGGGAAGAUCAAGCGCAGGUACCCCAGUGUUAUAGCAGCAUGGUUAGGCCUUGUAUUUCGGUGGUCGUGAUUAAACAUUUGAGAAAUUAUAACUGGGCAUGUUUAUUGUGCUGAGGUGAAACGUUAUGUCUUCAGACCUGGUGGACUGUAGCUAUCAAGGGCCGUGGUACGUCUAAAACUGGUGUUGAGCUGUUUAAAUCGAGAGCAAAGUACAGUAUAAUAUUAUGGAAACAAAUUCCUCUUUGGAUAUUUCCCUCUGUCACUGGCAAUAAAGCUUCCUUUGCAAUAUA